AUGAAUGAUUUACUGCUUGUUUGGAGUCUGAAGACGUGCAUUUGGCUUCGAGAAGAUGAUGGUAUUGAGAAUCCUUGUUUGGACCAAGCGAGUGACAACACCCCACUGCAAGCUAUGGGUAUCCUUGUUACACAGGCAGCCGUUUCAACUGAAAAGGUUGGUUCUAAGGGUGCCUGGUUGAACAUGCUGGCUACAGCAAGUGCAAGCAGAUGCUUAUCUAGUCUUGUGAAA
Messenger RNA from Gryllus bimaculatus (two-spotted cricket), 231 nucleotides. NCBI's taxonomy places the organism in Eukaryota, Metazoa, Arthropoda, Insecta, Orthoptera, Gryllidae. The record is from the annotation of a GenBank genome assembly.